UUAGGCCUGUGCAAGCGAGAGAGAGAAAAGACAGUGGUAAAGAGAACGCUUUACAGAGAGAGAGAUCGAGUGAGAUGGCUAUAGCCCGACAUGGCAGGUAAUUACACCUGUGCUAAUACGGUUCGCUGGUUCCCCUAAGAAAAAGCGGGACAGCUGGCUAUAUGGAGUUUUGGAGAGUUCGUACCGCCGCGAGGUUACAAAAACCCCGUGCCAUCGUCAAUUGCUGGCAAGUCGCAAAGUGGAACGCAGAGGCGAACGAGCUAAAGAAACUCAGUUAAACAGUUUAAACGCGGUGCCAGUCACUUUUUUCAUAUAUAUGCAUAUAUAUAUAUAUAUGUAUGUAUAGAGAGAGGCUCCCUAGCAAGCAACCUACCUACCUACCAACCAACUCACUUACCUGUCGUGUUGGCCACGUUUGUACCGAUCCGAUCAGUGCACCGUCAGCCAGCGACGCGCACACACCGAACCACUCUGGGAAACACACAGCACCAGCACCACUAUCAACAGAAGUGUUAGAUAAACUGAUAAUACUACGGAGCCCCCAACAAAAGCACUAACGUGGCGUUAACUCUAUUAACUAAAACUGAAAAAAAAAAAACCACUCACACUCACAUAAAUCAACAGCAAAAAAGCUGGCGAAAAAACAAUACAAUAGUAAAGACAAUAACCCAAGAAAAACGAAAAACGAGUCAGCGGCAAAGUGUCAAUAAAACUCUCGAAUUCAUUAACACAACUCAAAACGUUCUAUUAGUAAGCACUUGCAAAUUUCAACCAAACAAAAAAAAAAAAAAACAGGAAAAAACUGAAAACUAAAGUUGAACGGAGCGAGUGAGAUGGAUUGAGAGAGAUAAAAGGAGAGGGGACUAGACACAAAUUAGCGUGGCCAACAGUCAAAAGGUCUAAUAGAAACGCGUGUAUACGAGUAGAUAUACCCGUAUAUACACCUCACCGAGACCCAAAUAGCCAUGAUCGUAAAAACCACAUCAACAAAUGUUCGAAACGAACAAAAAAAUCACAGACAAGCCAGACGAAGCUGCGCUGCCAUGUCCUUGGCCUGUAAAAGGGCAGUGAAAUUCCCGGCACUCCAUAACAACAUCAUCAAAGGCCACAAUGCGACUCGGGGUUCCCAGGAGUCCUUUCAGCGGAACCGCUCUACUGAAGUACAGAAUUACAGAAAUUCAGUGCCCCCUGCUGGAGUCCACCAUGGCAGUAAUAAGACAAAUGCCAUGGACUCGGUUACAAUUUGGUCUCGUCUUGUCAAUCAAUUGGGAUCGAGUUGUUGCCUAGAACUGGAAAUGGCCAAGGAUGACCGGUGAGCGCUUCCUGUUCGGUUGGUAAGUUGGUAAGUUGGUAAGCUGAUACGUGGACUAGGCUGGGGCUUAAUUAGCCACACGACGACCCCGACCCGUGUUGACCUCAAAGCUAACUAAUUUAUCAAAAUGGAAAGAAAAACUGAAAAUAACUCUACGCAUAAUUAAAUCAAGCCAAAAAGUAGAAAAAAGAAAGAUUGAAAGAAAAAACCGAUACCCAAAUGCGUUUUUAAACCGUUGCGCAACGCCUCUUUCUAACAGUUUUCGAGAUUGCUUUUUGGAGUUUUGUUUGAAUUUUUGCUUUUCCUUUGGUUAAUUGCCGCUUAUUAAUCUCGGCUCGGUUAAUGGUCUCACAAACAGAAUUCUAAUUAAUGAAAUAUUUUUUCGGCCUUUUGCUUGCAUUGUCUAGGCAUUCCAGCUCCCCGAAACUAUAAUCAAUCAUAGACCCCAAGACCCUAAGAUCUCACAAAUGUUGGACUUUUGGACCAAAACUGAACUCUCGAGUGUUGUUGACAAAUUUUUUGAGUUGCCGGCAGAUUGACAGGAAAAUUGGGUAAUCAAUCAUGGGCUAUCAAAAGAUGUGCCGCCGCCAAAUGGCCUUCGAAAGGUCUGUGUAGUUAGUUAGAUUCCCAAAUAAAAAAUCAAGUCUUAUCAACCGAUGAUGCACGUCUAGGCCAUUAUAUAAAUGCUAAUGGUAUUUCAGCAAAUCAAGUUAGUUGAGAAUGUUGACAAAAAUCUCAGGCAGUUCGCUUGCUCGAAACAAGUUGAAUCAGGUUUGGUUUUAUUUUUAGUCCGCUGUAGCUGUUCGCAUGCGAUUGAAAUGAAAUAUAAAAUUACAUUAAAUUACCGGAUGUAAUUGCGGUGGUCGUGCCAGUCGACUCUCUCAGCCUGGUCAAUGAAUCACGGCCCGGCGCACACGAAAUGCGUCGAAACAAAAGACUCAGGCAACGAACUCAAAACUCGACUCUUGCCCAGAUUCGAGCACUGAGUCGUCCACUUAUGUCCAAAUCAGGGAGACCAGCAACCCACACAGAAAGGUAACC
Molecule: messenger RNA, 2353 nt
Organism: Drosophila eugracilis
Lineage: Eukaryota; Metazoa; Arthropoda; Insecta; Diptera; Drosophilidae
Exons: 3
Coding region: 966-1316 (116 amino acids)
Source: RefSeq, a predicted model, not a curated record